Messenger RNA from Cheilinus undulatus (humphead wrasse), 1205 nucleotides. RefSeq names its product parvalbumin 5 (gene pvalb5). The transcript is spliced from 3 exons. Gene Ontology annotation, molecular function: calcium ion binding. Bases 739 to 1152 code for a protein of 137 amino acids. Lineage: Eukaryota; Metazoa; Chordata; Actinopteri; Labriformes; Labridae. Gene Ontology annotation, cellular component: cytoplasm; nucleus. The record is from RefSeq and is a predicted model, not a curated record.
CUUUCAAAUAUCCAAAUUGAUCAGAAAUGUUACAUUCCAUACUUCAAACUCAAAGAUCUAUGAACUCUUAAAAAACAAUGCAAAAGAAAGCAGCUUUCCCCUCUGAAUUCUCUCAAUUUACUCUUCAAAAGCUGAGACCUGAAAGUGCAUAAGUUCAUGGAGGCUCAAGCGUGCAUGCAUCUACAGAUGUCUUACAUCUGCAGCCAGGUUGAAUGUGAAUGUGUGCAUAGCUUCAAACUUGUCCCCAUAACUCAGAAUGCCUUGGAUUAAUCCUGAUGAAACUCACUGCAGACAUCCUAAGCUGUCUUUCAAUCAUGCCCGACAAAUUUCAUUCAAGUCUACUGAAGUUGUUGUGAAUUUCUGCAGGUUUUGUGAUGAUAUGAAUGCUUGUUUGCUCUCAGUCGUCUUUAAACUGAAUUAAACCCACUGAAAAGGUUUUUUUCCCCCAACUUUCUGAAUUUUGAAAUACUCUUGUCGCUGUUUACAACUUAGAGAGCCAGGACCCACAAAAUGCUGCUGGCGGCUACAUUCUUAGAUCAGAUUUUUCCACCUUGAAAGGCUUGAAAAAAUGAAAGGCUUUUAACAUUUAGUAUGCAUUAGAGCCAUGGGCGAUACUCAGUGUGCUUUGACUGUUUCAAUAGCAUAAUGACAUCCCCUUUAAUGGCAAAAGACAGUGAUGCGCUACAGGGUGUGUAUUGGUAAAUGUCACCGGUUGAAGAAUGAAAGUCAUCUGAGCGAAUGAGUAAAUGCGACAGCUCUUUUCAGCCCCUCGCCACUCUCGCUUUCUUGUCAUUCUGGGAUCGACCUCUCACUUCUGCAUCUGUCCUCUCUGUCUCUUGGCCUCUUCAUCUCUCUCUCUUUCUUUUCUGUGUCUCUGCACAUGUAGCUCCAGGCACAUUCGACCACAAGUCUUUCUUUGCACAAGUGGGGCUGACCGGCUCGUCUGAGGCUGAUGGGAGAAAAGUGUUCACAGUUCUGGACCAGGACAGGAGCGGAUACAUCGAGGAGGAGGAGUUAAAGCUGUUCCUGCAGAAUUUCUCCCCGGGGGCGAGGGAGCUGACUGUGACUGAGACCAAGGCUCUGAUGGCUGCAGGAGAUAAGGAUGGUGAUGGAAAGAUCGGGAUUGAAGAAUUCUGUGACAUCCUGAAAUAAAGAGAAGAAACAUGUCUGACCACGGCUCUCUUUCUCCCUAUUCUAAAUAACGG